Ectocarpus siliculosus is the source of this 1532-nucleotide messenger RNA. The record is from the annotation of a GenBank genome assembly. NCBI's taxonomy places the organism in Eukaryota, Phaeophyceae, Ectocarpales, Ectocarpaceae.
AUGUCAGCGGUGGCGAACCCAGAGAGCGGCUUGGAUGCAGAUGAGAGAAUCGCGAUCGUGAGUGAGAGCACCAACGAGGUCACCGGCUCCGCACGCCGGGCCGAGAUGCGCCGAGACAAUCUACCGCAUCGCGCAACGUACGUCUUCAUUCAAGCUCCGGGUGGCGAGAGCGAGAAGAACCCAGAUCUCUGGGUGCAGAAAAGAACGAUGAUCAAGGACUACUGCCCAGGCCUGUUAGAUCCCAGCACAGGAGGCGUGGUGGGACACGGCGAGAGCUACGAGGACAACGCGAGGCGGGAGUUGGAGGAAGAGAUGGGCGUUAAGGCGACAGGGGGGACGGGGGAGGGUGGUGGGAGGGCCGAAGGCGAGCUCCGGCAUUGCUUCUCGUUCCACUACAAGGACGACCACACCAACGUUUGGGGGGACGCGUGGGACUGUGUAUGGGGAGGGGAGAUCGUCCCUCAGCCGGAGGAAGUGCAGAGCGUUCACCGCUACUCGCUGUCGGAGCUCAUCGCCGGCCGGGAUAAGGCGGGCGAGAAGCUUGAGUCCACGCCCGACGGGGUGAUCGCUCUGGAGAAGUACCGGGAUUGGCUCGCGGAAACGAAGGAGAAGUAGGAAGGUGUUUCUUCGUUGUGGGUGGCAUGCUUCUUUCGCCCCUCAUUCUUGGUCUCGGUCUUUCUACAUACAUACCGGGGUCCCGUCGCCUGGUAUCGGUCCCUGCCCAGUGCUGUUUUCGAUGUUUGGUUCUUCGCUACGAAACGCACUGCUGACUUUCUCGACCCGGGUACAACGGAUAAAAGGGUCAAUUUCCACACACCCACUCCCCCACCCCGUUUUCUACCUGCCUAAGCAUGACCAUGCGUCAAGUGUGAAGAAUUAGUCGCCAACUGUAUGGUGAUAGAUGCUAUUUCGUGAGGAUGCGAUAGUCGUUGUCUCGUGGGACCAGUAUUUUCAAUUGUGUCGAUGAUUUGGAAGAACAAGAGAGGCCUUUAUCCACCACGCGACCGGCCCAAAAAAACAGGGCGUCCUUUCGCGGAUAUGGUUCGUUCUUUCCACGAAGAAAGGUGGUGGUCGAUUCUGGCUGGCAGAAAGAAGAGCUAAGUGGGUCGGGUGUUGUUUAAUGCGACAGAAUCGUGAUCCACGGUGUGAAUAGUAGGUGUUUCGCAUUUUCUGUGAGACAUAACGCGGCAUUAUCGAGAGGUGGGUGGAUCGGCGAGAGUUGGAACGCAUCCUCUUCGUGCUUUUGACGAUACUUGAAAUACUUUGUUGCUUGUUGGUGGAGGAGAUAUGGUAAGGUAUUUGGUAGCGCCCACCGAGAAGAAAGCUUUUGUUGAAAUUCAAUGCACUAAAGAGUACACAGAGUAGGGUUUGAUACUUCUGUGUUAUUUGUCCUGAGCGGCAAGUUGUGGUAGCAUCACGCGACCCGUUUCGUGUGUCUACCUUACGCUGGCACUUUUGUCUUGGUUUGAUGGGGUUGAUUUCGUGGCAGGAGGUGGAAGCCGUGGAGAGACUCUCGCGCCACAAGUAAGUUG